AUGGCCCCCCACUCGCCCCCCAGCGACCCCCCUCCUCCCCGGCGGGCCUCCCCGAUCGGCGAGGAGGACCAUCAGAAGGAUCUCCAGGCCCUGCGGGACAGUUGGCGCUUCGCCGCCUUCGUGCAGUUCUGCCGCCUGUUCGAGGAGCCCCUCAGGCUGCGGUCCUACUCCAGCGACACGCUGGAGGGCGCCCUGCUGUUCCCCAACGAGCACCAGGUGUUCCUGUCCGAAAUGCUGUUCAAGCUGCUGAUGCCGGACCGCAAGAAGGAGUUCAGCGCCGAGGACGCCGACCGCUGGGAGGGGCUGCUCCAAGACAGGAUGGGCAAGCGCUGGCAUGAGUGGUUCGACCGCAACCCGCUGGAGAGUCGGCGAUACUGCGAGAUAACACCAAUGCUGAGGCUGGAGAUACUAUACAUCCUCGCGGACAAGGCCAGCCAAGAAAGCGUCAAGCUGAGGGAGUCGGUGAAGAGCAUGGUCGAUGACCCGACUCAGACGGCUGACGUCUUAAGGGCGUCGCCCAUCGGCAUGGACGCCAGGGGCAAUCGCUACUACCUGUUCGCCAGCCGCUACGAGGACUGCCGGCUCUACAGGGAGGAGGUCCAGCCCAAGGGCAAAGCGCGGAGGAGGGGCCCCGACGGUGGCCAGGGCGGCCCGCAGUGGCGCACGGUGUGCUCGACGGUCGAGCAGCUGGAGGCGUUCGUGGACAAGUUCCACACGUCGCGCAACGCCAACGAGCGGGCGCUAUAUGCCGUGCUCAACGACGAGGUGUUGCCAGAGAUGCUGCGCUCGGAGAAGGCGCGCAGGCGGGCGGAGGAGAGGGCCGCUCAGCUGGAGGCCGCCCCGGUCAAGCGCUCGACCAGGAUCAAGGAGAUCCUGACGAGGAAGGAGGAGGAGGAGCGGAAGAGGGAGGAGGACGGGGUGGCGGGGGAUGAUCGGCAGAGGGGCGGUGGGCAGAUGGGCGCGCUGGGGCGGGAGAGGGCGGAGGAGAAUUUUUACAAUUCGACGCCGAUGGGGCGCAGGAUAAUGUCUGGGCCGUCGAGGGAGGAGAGGAUGCGGCUGAGGGAGCAGAGGAGGGAGAUGGCGCUGGAGGAGGGGCUGGGGGGGAAGAGGAAGAGCAACUGGACCCCCUUGGGGGUGGGGGUGCGGUGCCCCAAGAGGAACAGGGUGCAAAGGACGCGGCCCGCAGGGGAUGUCUCUAACCUGGUGGCCGUCGUGCGCGAGCAGUUCUGUGCGCCUAUGCAGAUCAACCAGCAGUGGAAGCAUCACCAGCCGUUUGUGUCUCCCCAGCUGCCCCAGGCUCCUGCAUGGAAUGCUCGCUUUCCACACCCCGGGGCUCUGCGACAGACGAACCCCUUUAUACCUUCCUUCGAGAGGGGGCAGGGAAUGCAGCACGGGCUGGGCGUCUCCAGAAGGGUGCCCCAAUCAACAGCUUCACAUUUCGAUCGCAGUCAACCAAUCCCUGGCUCUUCCCGUCCUGCUGACCUGUGGCACCAACAACUGUUGAUGCUUCAACAGCGGCAACAGCAGCAACAGCAGCAACAGCAGCAACAGCAGCAACAGCGGCAACAGCAGCAACAGCAGCAACAGCAGCAACAGCAGCUCCGGCAACAACAUCGACAACCCCAGCAAAUGUUCUCACCAAGGACUGCUCAGCACCCCACAUCGCCAAUCCAGCGUUCCAUGCCACUGUCUGGCCAUGUGCCUGCUGGAGGAACAGCAGUGCAGCAAGCACAACAGGCAAAGCACCAGUUGCUGGCACAAAUCUAUCAGCGACUACCCCAGGCGCAGAAGGAGCACCUGGCAUCGAUGGCACCUGAGCAGCGUGCACAUGUUUUGCAGAGUUUGCUGCAAAGACACAGGCUGAGAGUGCAGCAGCUGCAGCAGGCACAGCGAGCACAGCAGGGGCCCAGGGUUGCAAACCCGCCCACUGCAGGUGGUGUGCAAGGGAUCAGUACAGUGCCUGGUGGGUCCUCCACAGCUCGGAGCCUUGGCCAGCAGGCUACGCAGCAGCGCUUUGGUCAGCAGAUGCCACAGAUGUUGUUGACAAGCACCUCAGGAGUGAGCAUGGACAGCAGAGGGGUGAAACAGGCUCCCUUUCCACAAGCAUUAAGGAUGCCUCAGUCAGGGUCCCUGGGACAGGUUCCACAAAUGCAGUACCCACGUUUGCAGCUGCAGCAGGCGCAGAUGCGGUCACGCCCACCAGUGAUGGAGCAGCAAAUGUGUGUUACAGACAUGCAGGGGGUGUUGGUACCAAAUGCUGGCAUAAGGUCAUCAGCACUCCCAAACCAUGGAAUGGUCCCCAUUUCACAGCGGCAAAUGCGCACGCCGGAAUCCAAUGGUGUGCAGAAAUCUGGGCCCAACGACAUGCAGCAGAUGCUGCAGAGGAUGCCUGGGAGGCGUGGUUUGGACCAGGGCCAGCCGACCUCACAAGGCGUUGUCCCUGUGAGGACAGCUGACAAGUGUGAUAAUGGCAACUUGGGGGUUGGAGAAGGGGCACAGGGAGGGGGGGGGACCAAGCAGCAAGCCUGUGGACCCGGGAUUCUUAAUGUUUGA
Ostreobium quekettii is the source of this 2553-nucleotide messenger RNA. NCBI's taxonomy places the organism in Eukaryota, Viridiplantae, Chlorophyta, Ulvophyceae, Bryopsidales, Ostreobiaceae. The record is from the annotation of a GenBank genome assembly.